CACGUGGCCCUGCCUGGGGGAAAAUGGCGGUGCAAGUGGAGGUGCGGCUGGCGCGCUGUGGGGUCUGAGUGUCCCACCCCGGAGCUCUCGCGACCGUGACGAUGGCGGAGCCCACGUGGAGGGACUCGCGUGGGCGCCUGGCCGAGCUCCCCGAAGACCUCUCCUCACAGGAGGAGGAAGAGGAGGAGGAGGACGACUCCGACGCCGGGGCCAGCGGCUGGGGCUCCUGCUCCUCAGCCAGCAGCGACACUGACCUGGAGCCUGAGUGGCUGGACAGCGUGCAGAGGAACGGAGAACUGUUUUACCUGGAGCUGAGUGAGGGUGAGGAGGAGAGCCUCCUUCCGGAGAGCCAGGCUGUGAGCCAUGUGAACCACGUGAGGUUCAGUGAGAAGGAGGUCAUCAUCGAAGAGGACGAUUCCAGAGAGAGAAAGAAGUAUGAACCCAAGCUCAAGCGCUUCACCAAGAUCUUGAAAAGCAAAAGACUUCUGCCAAAGCGCUGCCACAAAAAGGACAGCAGCGACCACGGGCCAGUGUCCAUCCUGAAGCACCAGUCCAACCAGAGGCCUGGAGUCACCGUGCAACAGCGGUACAAGGAUGUGACUGUCUAUAUCAACCCCAAAAGGCUCACUGUCACCAAAGCCAGGGAGCAGCUCAAACUCCUGGAGGUGCUGGUGGGAAUCAUCCAUCAGACCAAGUGGAGCUGGAGACGGGGCGGGAAGCAGGCGGACGGAGAGAGGCUCGUGGUGCACGGCCUGCUGCCCGGAGGCUCUGCCAUGAAGAGCGGACAGGUUCUGGUCGGCGAUGUCCUUGUUGCUGUGAAUGAUGUAGAUGUGACUUCUGAAAACAUAGAGAGAGUUCUGUCUUGCAUCCCCGGCCCAAUGCAGGUGAAGCUGACAUUUGAAAAUGCAUAUGCUGUGAGAAAGGAAACGGCCCAACCAAAAAAGAAAAAGACGCAGUCGAGCACGAACGACUUGGUGAAACUCCUCUGCGGGUUAGAGGCUGAGGGUGGCCAGCACAGUGCCCUGGGUACCCCACACAUCACCAUGUACCUCACGCUGCAGAUCCAGUCAGAGGCAGCCCGGGAGGAGCAGGAAAUUCUUUACCAUUACCCAGCGUCAGAAGCAUCUCAGAAGCUCAAGAGCGUGAGGGGGAUUUUUCUCACACUCUGUGACAUGUUGGAAACCGUAACUGGGACACAAGUCACUAGCUCAUCCCUCCAUUUAAAUGGGAAACAAAUUCAUGUUGCUUACUUGAAAGAAUCUGACAAGUUGUUGUUAAUUGGCCUGCCUGCUGAAGAAGUUCCUCUUCCUAAGCUAAGGAACAUGAUUGAAGAUGCCGCCCAAACCCUAACGUUCAUGUACGGUUCUUUAGACAGUGCCUUUUGCCAGGUGGAGAACACUCCUCGCUUGGAUCAUUUCUUCAGCUUGUUCUUUCAACGAGCUCUUCAGCCUGAUAAAUUACAUCUCAGCGCCAGCCCCAGUGCUCAACAGUAUGAUGCAGCCAGUGCCGUGCUUUUGGACAACCUCCCGGGAGUCCGUUGGCUCACACUUCCACAGGAACUCAAGGUGGAGCUGGACACAGCGUUGAGUGACCUUGAGGCCGCAGACUUUGCAGAACUGUCUGAGGACUACUAUGACAUGAGACGGCUGUACACAAUUUUGGGGUCUUCUCUGUUUUACAAGGGUUAUCUGGUGUGCAGCCAUCUACCUAAGGAUGAUGUUGUGGAGAUCGCUGCGUACUGUCGCCAGUACUGCCUGCUGCCUUUAGCAGCAAAGCAAAGAAUUGGCCAGCUGAUAAUAUGGAGAGAGGUGUUCCCACGGCACCACCUCCAGCCUCCCUCAGACUCAGACACUGAUGUGUUUCAGGAACCUGAAGGGAGAUAUUUUUUACUAAUUGUUGGGCUGCGACAUUCUAUGUUGUGCGUGCUGCUUGAAGCUGGAGGCUGUGCCUCUAAAGCUACCGGGACCCCUGGUCCAGACUGUAUCUACGUGGACCAGGUCAGAGCGACUCUUCAUCAGCUGGAAGGAGUGGACUCCCGCAUGGAGGAGCAGCUGGCCACACCCCUGGGGCCCUGCUUGUCUUGUGCUGACUGGUUCCUUGCUGCACCACGGGAAAAGGCAGAUGGUCUGACCACUUCGCCUAUCCUCAGCAGGCUCCAGGGGCCUUCCAGAACAGCAGCCUCCCCAACAUGCAGAAGGACCCUUUUCAGUGACUAUUCCUUCAAGGCACGGAAGCCCAGUCCCUCCCGGAGCAGUGAAGGAUGUGAGCCUGGUGAAGGAGAAGGUGUCGGUCUUAGCCCACACACUACCCCAGAUGCAGUACGGAAGCAAAGAGAGUCCAAUGGCUCGGAGGACAGCAUGGCCUUGCUUAAGCUCGCUAGAAAGAAGUCGACACUUCCAAAUCCAUUUCAUUUGGGAAAUUCGAAAAAAGACGUUUCAGAAAAAGAAUUGGAAGUCUGUAACGUGAUGAAAUUGACCUCUGGUCCUGAGAAUACACUCUUCCACUACGUUGCCUUAGAAACAGUGCAAGGCAUCUUCAUCACCCCCACCCAUGAAGAGGUGGCUCAGCUUGGUGGUUCCGUCCACUCUCAACUCAUAAGGAACUUCCAUCAGUGUUGUCUGUCUAUCCGUGCAACUUUCCAACAGACAUUGAAGGAAGAGAGAAAGAAAUCGCUAAGUGGUGGAGACGAUUCAGAGUCUGCAAAUUCCCUGUGCUCUCUGAGCCAUGUGAAAGAACAUGGUGUGUUGUUCGAGUGUUCACCUGAAAACUGGACUGAUCAGAAAAAAGCACCACCAGUUAUGUCUUACUGGGUGGUAGGGAGGCUCCUCCUUCACCCAAAGCCUCAGGAACUGUACGUCUGUUUUCACGACUCGGUCUCAGAAAUUGCCAUUGAAAUGGCAUUUAGAUUGUUCUUUGGAUUGACGUUGUAGCUGUGUUUGUAGUACUCAGAGCAACACACAAAUGGACAAUGGGACAGUGUCAGAAUGGCCGAGACCGGCAUACGGAAAGAAGGCUCGGUGUAUUCACUGUUCAGUAUAGAACAUGUCUUGUUAAUACUGAGAUGCAGUGCUGUUGGAUUUGGUGGACCAGAUAUGUGUAGCAUUAUAUAAGACAUCUGAGUUGAUAUGGAGACAUAAUUGCUAACUUAUUGCCAUUUUGGUGUUCUGUGCUAAUUUAUUGAAUAGUUUUAAAUAAUGUGAAUUCUUUAAUAAAAAUUUAAUAUAGGAGAUGUUUAUUUGGAGAUCAUAUUCAACUAAUUAUUUUUCUUGCUUUUUGUUUUUGUUUGUU
Molecule: messenger RNA, 3288 nt
Organism: Acomys russatus (golden spiny mouse)
Lineage: Eukaryota; Metazoa; Chordata; Mammalia; Rodentia; Muridae
Gene: Intu
Product: inturned planar cell polarity protein
Exons: 16
Coding region: 102-2930 (942 amino acids)
Biological process (GO): cilium assembly; vesicle-mediated transport; establishment of planar polarity
Cellular component (GO): cytoplasm; cilium
Molecular function (GO): protein binding
Source: RefSeq, a predicted model, not a curated record